AUGGCUAAGUUACUAACCGUUUUGUUUAUCUUAGGGAAUAUACUUUUAUCGAUUGCACAAGAAGAUCACUUUAUAGACGACCCUCUUGGACACCAAGAACGUAUUGAAGAUAAUCCAAACUACUCAUUUGGUUAUGGAGUCACUGAUACUCAAACUGGUGAUGUGAAGACUGUGUGGGAAGCCAAACAAGGAGACACUGUAAAAGGUCAUUACAGUGUAGUAGAACCAGAUGGUUCUAUGAGAACUGUAGAAUACUCUGCUGGGCCUAAUAUUGGAUUUACAGCAACAGUCAAUAAAGAUGAACUACACCCUGACCUGUUGAUUGAUGAAAGUGGUAUGGAAGACAAAGUUAUUCGCGACUAUGAUAGGUAUUAUGAAUUUUCAGAGGAACCUGAUGGAGAACUAUCAUAUAAAGCGAGCGAAAGAAAACGGAAUCGACAUCCAUACGAAUCUUUAUUUAAAGAUUAUUCUUUACUAAAACGAGAAAAAUACACAACUGACUUAGAACCUAGUGAAUAUACGCACAGUUUUACCAUUAAGCAUCCUCACGAAGAUCUAGAUUCGGAGGCUACCGCUCAUAGUCACGUGGGAUUUAAGUUCGAACCAGAUUGUAAAACAAAACAUAAAAAGAAAACCAAUACAUAUAAUACAGGAAAUUCAGACUUCCGUAAACAAAAGUAUCCACCUUUGAUACAAGAUUCUUACAACGGUGAUUUCGAUAAGUAUAUUGGUGAUUCAACAAAUAUGGAAAAGCUUAUUCAAAUGUAUAAGCAAAGUGAACAAUAUAAACCUUCAAAACCUGAUGAUUUCGGAUGGUCACCAACCAAACAUUAUCAAGGUCACCAAGGUUUAUCAGAUGCACAUAUAGAUGACCCAUAUUCUGACUAUACUCCCCCAAGACCUAAAAAGAAAUAUAAGCCACAUAAGAACCCUGAACCAUUCGAGCCUGAAGAUCUAGACGAUUAUGUUUUGGUGCCUAAAAAGAAACACAAAAAACCUUAUAGAGUAGUAGAUUCUCCUGAAUAUCCACCAGAUACCGAUGAGAGUUACGAUGAAAAUUACGAUGACGACAGGUAUCACAAACCCCCACGAGGUGUAAAUCACAAAGAAGUAGUACGAAAAAUUGUAAAGAAAAAGAAACCAGGAAUAAAUUUAUUAGAUAUAUUUGAUAUAUAAGUAAUAUACAAACUAGGUUAGGUAUUGUACAUUUCGGCAUUAUUUAUUGGUAUUAUAAACUCUAAUUUAUGAAUCGUAACUAAAGUUUUGAUUGGACGUGUUUUUGUUAAAUCCAUGUCCUCAGUUAAAUUUUUGUGUUACCAACCUGUGACUGUUAUUUAAUAAAACCUUUAUUGUUAAUGCUUUUUAUUGAAAGUUUACAAUAAAAAUCUA
Melitaea cinxia (Glanville fritillary) is the source of this 1389-nucleotide messenger RNA. RefSeq lists its product as uncharacterized. The record is from RefSeq and is a predicted model, not a curated record. The coding region runs from base 1 to 1176 and encodes 391 amino acids. NCBI's taxonomy places the organism in Eukaryota, Metazoa, Arthropoda, Insecta, Lepidoptera, Nymphalidae. The transcript has 4 exons. Gene Ontology annotation, cellular component: extracellular matrix.